GCUACCCUGACGAAUUCUCAGGCUGCAAUUCAGCACCAGAUACGCUGUAUGCGUAUAUGCUAAAUCCUAACGCUUAUGUCUGAUCAAGCGUCACCAUCGAUAUGACCAUGCCGUUCCAUAUCCGCCAAGCACGAGUAUCCUGGUGACUGAAUGUCGCAGGCACUGUGUUCUCGCUUCCGGAAGAGUGAAGAGAUUUGGGGAAUGUCACAUCCCUUCACUCGAAGCGCUAUGGACGUUCUUGGUCGUCUAUAUAUUGGGCUCGCUUUUGCUUUGACUCUGGUCGGCGGAGCUCAAGUUACAUUUCAGUUGACAGGAAGGACGCUGGUAUUAGGCGGCGUUUCUUACUUCGUUCCUCCUUCGCCUGUUUCCCAGCUUCAGCUCAUUGGAGACAUCAAGACACAGAAGUUGAUACAGUCUAUAGGACGGACGUUCGCGGGAGCGCUAAUACCAUUCUCAGCUCUUACUACUGAGACUGCUCAUCUAGAUGAAAAUAGCCUCGAGAAAACGUUGCACACAUGGGAAACGCUGGAUGAUGUCUGGAGCAGAUAUUUCCUCACAGGACUCUUCGUCUCGUUUAACGGCACCUCUCGAAGUCCUCCUUCAAUCUCCUUGCCUAAUGUGGCAAAGAGCUUAGGUACUCAGAUUGUCCUGACUUCCAAACAAUACACUUCAGGUACACGAGUCUCGGAGAAGCUCGCACCAGGUCCGUAUUUUGUUGACGCCAUCUCCGGAAACGUGUUUCAAGCUUUACGCUUAUACAAUGAUGAGAAUCAGGCCUUUCUGUACGGAACGAUAUCAGACGGGCAUGACGGAUUCCAAGAACUCUCUGCUCACAUCGGCGGCGCCGCCACAGAGAGCAUUGCUGUUCCCUCAAGGCUCUAUUUCACUCCCACCGCACAAAAGCCUCUAGCAGGUAAACGUCUUGCCGUUAAAGACAUCUACGAUGUGCAAGGUCUUCGGACCGGAUGUGGCAACAGGGCAUUUUACGAGCUUUAUCCGCCCAAAAACAAAACAGCGCCUGCCGUACAGCGUCUUUUAGACGGCGGCAUGGUGCUCGUUGGCAAAACAAAAACUUCACAAUUCGCGAAUGGCGAAGUUGCUACGGCUGAUUGGGUGGACCUUCAUGCACCGUACAAUGCGCGUGGUGAUGGAUACCAAGAUGGUUCUAGUUCUUCCACUGGCUCUGGUACUAGCAUGGGUGCAUAUUCUUGGCUUGACCAUGCAAUCGGAUCAGAUACUGGAGGCUCCAUGCGAGGACCUUCUGGGGCUAAUGGGGUCUUCGGAAACAGGCCCUCCCAUGGGGCUGUCCCUCUGGAUGAUGUGAUGCCCCUCUCGCCGGAGCUGGACACCGGUGGCAUCUUUGCGAGAGAUGCGAAGUCUUGGGCGACUGCUGGACACUGGUGGUACCAAAACUUCACAUCUUUCACAUCAUUUCCCAAAACGAUCCUGUUUCCAAUUGAUGAUUUUGGUCAAAGUUUCCUCUCAAACCCGCCACGUCCAGGAACUGCUAAUGCCCUUUUCAAUGACUUCAUCAACAAGAUGGAGACUUUCCUGGGCACGAAUAGGACAGAAAUCAAUUUCUCUAAUAUGUGGAACACUACUAAACCAGCGAAUGUUACCGCUCCGAGCUUACAACUCCUCUUGAAUACCACUUAUGCUGAUAUCAUUACCUUGGAUCAGAUCGCUCUGGUGGCAGAUCCUUUCAUUGCCGAUUACAAGGUGGCUCAUGAUGGUCGAACACCUUUCAUUAAUCCGACUCCACUUGCGCGGUGGGGAUAUGGACGAACUCUGCCAGCGACUCAGAAGAAUGAGGCGUUAGUGAACAAAUCUAUCUUCAUGGAUUGGUUCGCCACUCAGGUUGUUAAGUCUGACAAUGCGACGUGUUCGGAGAGUAUCUUCUUGUAUCCUCAAAGCUCUGGCCGCACGAACUAUCGGGAUCAGUACCGAAGCCCACCUGGCGUGCCUUUUGGCUUCAGUUCGGGAAGAAUCGCUGUGUAUGCAGAGACGCCUGACAUGGUAGUUCCAAUUGGUGAACUCGCGUACAAUUCCACUGUCUCAGGUGUGACUGAGUUCCUUCCUGUUUCCUUGAGCUUCAUUGCUGCCAAAGGAUGUGAUUUGAUGUUAUUCGACUUCUUCGCUGCUUUACAGGACGCAGGAAUAAUUUCGCCAGUGCAAACUGGAUCGAGAUUAUUUCAGACUUAGCCAGCAGAUCUUCCGCCGCGGUGCAGUGGUAUAACAGACUUAUAACGUCAUCACUACUGACACUCUCUUGACUGGCUAAUGAGUUGGUUCAAUACAGUAAAACACAUACAUGGUCUGCUGACUAUCGUACACAUGCGCUUCGGAAUUAUAGAUGCUGAAACGUCCACGAUCAAGCCCUAAGGCCUGCUAAGCCUUUCCUCCACAGGUGCAGUCUCCUGAGCAGGUGCAAGCCUUACCACAGCUGCAAUCCUUUCCACAAGCGCACCCCUGACCGCUUCCACCACAAGCACACUAUUCAAUCCAUAUUAUCAACUAAGUGACUGUGGAGGUAUUGAUAUGGAAACGUACGCUCUCGGCAUGGGCCUUAGUUGCAUUGUUAGGGCAGUCUGCGCAUUCGCAUUUAUCCUUGGGACAAGCACAUCCUGUACCAGAAGGGCCACAUGCGCUGUAGAAACCAGCUGAGCACGGUGCGAUGGCAAGCUCGGUCCAUAAGACUCACCUGCAAUUAUUCU
Molecule: messenger RNA, 2714 nt
Organism: Somion occarium
Lineage: Eukaryota; Fungi; Basidiomycota; Agaricomycetes; Polyporales; Cerrenaceae
Source: the annotation of a GenBank genome assembly